AUGGUGGGGACAGGCUCAAAACAGAAGCCUGUAAGGCGCCUAAAAACAGGCACCGAAACCACAAAAAACUAUCGAUUCGAGGGCUUUUCAUCACGCAUCUCGAAGCUCAAAAUCGACCCCAUCCACCGCGUGCGCCGCGCCAGUUUCGGCGAAGAUGAAGACGAGACAUCCUCAUAUUUCCGAGCGGCCCUCGAUCACUGGUUCGAAAUGAACCUUUCUGACAAUUUCACACAAUUCGUACGGCGUGUCAACCCUCUGUCCGAGAGCUUUGCGCAAGUCUUGUACCAUGAGGAAAAGAUCAUGGGGCUGUUGGUGGAGUUCAUUGAGAAGCGGGAUCAGCUUUGCAUGGAGCCGCUGCUGAGCUUGCUUGCGCAGUUCGCUCGGGAUCUGGGCGUCAAAUUUGAGAAGCAUUUCGCUACGGCGGUGACACUGGUGUCGUCCGUGGCAGCGACACAUGCGGACAUCGAGGUCGUCGAGUGGAGUUUUACUUGCCUGGCAUGGAUUUUCAAAUUCCUCUCUCGCUUAUUGGUACCGGACCUGCGACAAUUGCUGGGUAUCAUGACUCCAUAUCUCGGCAAAGAGCGACAGAAACCAUUUGUUGCAAGGUUCGCCGCUGAGUCCAUGUCAUUCCUCAUUCGAAAGGCCGGCCUUGCCUACUACAAGAACAAAGCGCCCCUCGAGACCGCCAUUUCAUUCCUUUUCGACGAUAUUUCGAAAGCCGCCGACGAUAACAAAGAUACCGAGAACUACAGGGAGGGUCUAAUGACCAUGUUCUCUGAUGCUAUUAGGGGAGUCAACAAUGGGCUUCACUCCAACGGCAUGGACAUCCUCAAUUGUCUUUUAUAUCAGCUCCCACCAACGAGUGAGAAUCAUAGCGAUCCUGCGGAGGUUGUAUACGGUCUGCUUGUCAGCCUUGUCCAUGCCACGACUCCCGAUACCUUUGCCCCCAUCCUCGACACGGCCAAGGCGUAUAUCGAAGAUCGAUCAACAGCAACACCGAACCCUAACCUUACCGAAUGCUGCCGUAUAAUGUUCCUUCUUGUGACAACUCGCAAGGGUGUCAGAAUCCAGAAUUGGAAGAUCGUCCAUCAAAUACAGGUGUCCCUGCUCCAGCAGGUGUCAGCGUCUGAUGUGCCGGUAAGCACGAUAUCACACCUCCUCACAAGCGUCGCAUAUGCUCUUCAAAUGUCCCCAAUGGACGAAUUACUACCUUUCCUUCGCCCUACCAUGGACCUGGUGUCCACAGGCCCUCUUUCCAAAUACUUCCUAUUCUUCUGCACGACAUUCUCCGAAUGGGGAUCAGAGCGAUUUCAGAGCUUGGUUCUUUCGCCCUUCCAAAAGUUCAUCAACUUGUCGUGGCAACAGUCGGAGUCGGAGACUUGCUUAACCUUGCUUCGCCUUCAUCAGGCUGGCUGCAUCACGCCGGAGGCCUCGCAGCCUGGCUACGUCUCCUGUCCAGAUGCCUUCAAGUCUCGCAUCACAGAUUCAUUGGUGUAUCCUGCCAAAGAUGAAGCAUUCCUUAAUGCGCUGGUCAAGCUCCCAACGGCUAUCUCUCUGUUUGCCACUCCUGCUACAUUGCCCAAGAUGGUUUCUCAGUUGCAUACCAAUCUUCUUUCCGCAUUCCAAGAUGCUGCAGCUGAAGGUGAGAGCGCCCAGUCCAAGGGCCUGACGUUCUUCCUCGGCCAGGGAUUCAAAACGUACGUCGAACUCGCCAAUAGAAUUGGAGAGCUCGAUUCGAGUCUCUUGAAACCCAUCAUCGCCACUGCCACAAAGUUCUCCCGCCUGCCAGUCUUUUUGGAGGGUGCUCUUGCUUUCAUCACCUCUCUCCCGGAGUCUGCGGAUCUCGAGCAUCCGACGCUGGAAGCCUUUGCUCAAGACCUGCUUGUGAACUUGGCAAGCCCAUCGCAUAGAUUGAGAUUGGUUUCUCUCCGACUUCUACGAGAACUAAUCAUUCGCAUUGCCAAAGACGAACCUUCACCUGUGGAACUGGCCAUCGAGGUUGAAGAGAGCCCACUGACAAUGGACUCCGUGAGAACCAUUUCUAUGCACAUUCGAAAGCUCGCCCUUCUCUAUCCUCAAAUUUCUCAGCGCAGAUGGAUGGCUACCUUGGUCCCUUACUUCUGUUUCGGCUUGUUCUCGAAGAAGUUGGCCCCACUGUGGGACGACUCUGCUGCUGCAUUGAAGACCAUUAGCGAGAACCCCCAGGGUGAGAAGAUCGUUUCCGACUUGUCCAUUCAGUGGCUGGCGGAGCGAGACACCGAUGCGCCCAGCGAGGCCCCCGCAGACGACGAUGAGAGCUCUUUCGUCAAGAGCCACUUCAAGUGUUUCAACGUUGCCAAGGUCGAAAAGGUUCUUGCUGCAAACACCAAGAGCACAGAAGAUCCGCAUCAGGUUCUGUCUCAGCAGUUCGAAGAAGACCACACUGUCGCAAACAUCCUCCCCGCUUGCCCGCGAACCCAUGCACUUCGUGUUCUCAACGCUGCACCGGGUGUUGCCGAAAAGCGCUCGCGCCAGAUCGUGCCAUUGUUCUUAUCCUGGGCGUUGCGUGAUGACCAAGAUGACGCUCCGACUGCCGAGGCCAAGGCUGAGGAUGCUGAGACCGGCGAUGUGCAGGUGCGGUGGGGCUUCAGGGAUCGUUUGUCCAUGCUUACCCUAUUUGCGCGUUUCCUCAACCCUAUUGUCUUGUUCAAGGCGCCCGAGGUCCAUGCAGCAGUGUUGGGCCUUUUGUGUCACGGUAACUCUGACUUGCAGAAGCAUGCCCUCAACGUUCUUUUCACGUGGAAAGAUCCCAAUGUGCUCCCGUAUCAGGAGAACCUACUCAACAUUUUGGAUGAGGCCAGAUUCAAGGAUGAGCUUGCUGUAUUCGUCCACGUCGGCAGUGAAGACAGUUUGAUUAAAGAGGAGCACAGAGCGGUCCUUCUUCCCGUGCUCCUCCGUUUGCUGUAUGGCCGAAUGAUUUCCAAGGCUGGCUCCGCCGCCGCCGGUCAAGCUGGCAGACGCAAGACCAUUCUCCGAACUAUCUCUCACCUGUCAGAGCACGACUUUGGACUUUUCAUGCAGCUCUCUUUCGGUCCUCUUGCAAAUGUGGGCAUCGUGAAAGACAAUGAAUACGAUCCGAGUGUCCUGCAGGAAGAGUUGACAAGCCCAAGGAGACAACUGGGUCUGCUUAAGCUCCUCGGCACUGUCUUUGAGACUCUGCAAACCCGCAUGACCGAGUUUGCAUCGCAAACGAUGGAUGUGGUUGUCUACUGCCUGGUGCGAGCAUGUCGGGCAAUCUACAACGAGGGUGGCGCUGAUGAACGCCUUCUGCCUGUGUAUCAAAACAUUCGCUCGGAGUGUAUCCGUUGUCUCAACUUGGUCUUCUCGAUUGUCCCUGACCAUGAUUGGACCCCUUACGUCCGCAUCAUAUUUAAAGAGAUGAUUGAUAGCAGACUUGAUCAGUUCCCUAUCGAGACAGCUCAAGGUGUUUCAGGGCUUCUACGAUUGUUCCAUACCUGGGCCUCUGCCCCGAGAUCGACAUUCUACUUGGUCCAGCACAAUGACAAGGUGUUGACCAAGGUUCUUGACUGUCUUGCAGUCGAGUCAGCUCGCGACGAAGUCAAGAACUUCAUUUUGGAUGAGAUUCUCGUGCCCCUGGUUGAGUUGUCUACCGGCAAAAAGAUGCAGGAAACCGAAGAGAUGCCCGACUUCCCAGCUGAGCAAAUCAAAUCCGAGGUCCUCUCCCCAUACCUUGAGCAUGGUCUGUUCCAUCUUGGCCGUCUGCUCAGAAGAGGUCCCUCAAAGCCUGUUCUUUACUCAGGAGUCAAUGCUCUCUCGCUGAUCGCCCCCUGUGUUGAAUCCUCCAAGGAAACCGAUGGCCUUGUGAGCAUUACAACAUAUCUGCUUCGUCAGCCUGCCGAUCGUGUCAGUCCCAGAACCAAGUCUGGACUGUUGAAGAUCCUCGAGCACUUUUUGCCCUUAUGGGACCCCAAGGCGGAUCCUGAGCUUGCUCAACAAGUCUUCGAAGCGGUUUGCUCCAUGUUCGAUUACUUCAAGGAUGACUCGAACAGAGAAGUGCUCUCUCGUGUCUUUGGUGCUCUUGCCACCCAUGACGAAGAUCUCAAGGUGGUGGCCGACUUGUGUGCCGAUUUGAACUCUCGCUCUGUCAAGAAGCUCGAACCUGAUUACGCGAGACGUUUGCAGGCUUUCCGAACAGUCAGCGAUGAUUUGUCUCAAAGUCUGAGCGCGAGGCAGUGGAGACCUCUUCUCUAUAACAUGCUCUUCCAUGUCAGGGACGAAGAAGAACUUGCUAUCCGAUCCAGCGCUGCUUUUGGCCUGAGACGCUUCAUCGAUCGGGCAUCCACAGAACCGGACGCAGAGUUCGAGACACUCAUUAACGAUGUUCUAUUCCCCUCUUUGCAAUACGGCAUCCGACAGAAGUCUGAACUCAUUCGGUCUGAAGUCGUUGCCGUCAUUGGCUACUUUGUCAAACUCAACCCCACUAGACCAUCCGUGCAGGAUAUGCAUGUGCUUCUAGUCGGCGAUGACGAAGAAGCUUCCUUCUUCAACAACAUCCUCCACAUUCAACAACAUCGCCGGCAGCGUGCAUUGCGACGUCUGGCUGCUGAAGCAGCUCAGGGUUGCAUUCAGGCCACGAAUCUGGGCACAAUUUUCAUUCCUCUGAUCGAACAUUUCGUCUUCGAGGAUGCUGCUGAUGAAAACGCCCACAACCUGAUUGCUGAAGGUGUUGCGACACUGGGUGCUCUCUCGGAGUGGUUGGAAUGGGGACAAUUCCGCGCAAACUUCCGCAGAUACCGCAGCUACAUGACAAGCAAGCCUGAAAAGGAGAAGAACAUUCUCAGGCUUCUGGGUCGCAUGUCCGAUGCGCUGUCCAGUGCAAUGAAGCGAAAGAAGGGAACCGAGAAAAAGCCCGAGGGUGAUACCGAUGAGAAAGAACCCGAGAAUGAUGCUGAUGAGAUGGAUAUUGUCGAGCAGCCCAUGUGCACGCUCGCCAAAAGCGUUCCUUCUCUUGCGAAGGUUGCAACGGAGCUUACCACGAACUUCAUUCCUUUCCUGACCAAGUACAUUCACCACAAGCAGGAGAAGGAGAUGAGUAUGCGUCUGCCAGCCUCGAUCACAACUGUCAAGCUUCUCAUGAUCCUCCCCGAAGAAGAGCUGGCCAUCCGCCUCCCGCCGGUCCUGUUGGAUGUCUGCACUACUCUCAAGAGUAAAGCACAGGACUCCCGCGACACUGCGCGCAAAACACUGAAUGAGCUUGCACUUCUUCUGGGUCCUGUUUAUUUCGGUUAUAUCUUGAAAGAGCUCCGCAACGUCCUCGCGCGCGGCUACCAGCUUCACGUUCUCUCUUUCACUGUUCACUCCAUGCUUGUGACAACCACUGAUCACUUUAAGCAAGGAGAUUUGGACUAUUGUUUGAAGGAAUUGGUUGCAGUCGUGAUGGAUGAUACCUUUGGUACAGUCGGCCAAGAAAAGGAUGCUGAAGGAUACACCAGCAAGAUGCAGGAGGUGAAGAGCAGCAAGAGCUAUGACUCUAUGGAGCUUCUUGCGAAGAUCUCUACUAUCAGCCAAUUGUCGAACCUGGUUCGGCCUCUGCAGGCGCUUCUAUGUGAGAAGCUCAACUCGAGCCUCGUCAAGAAGCUUGAUGAACUUUUACGAAGAAUCAGCAUUGGUCUUUUGAGAAAUCCUGAUGCCGAAAGUCGCGAUAUGUUGGUCUUCUGUUACGAGGUCAUCCAAGAGGCCUACCGGGACAAUGCUCCCGAAACGAAAGAGACUGCGCCCAAGACCAGGUACGAGGAGCGGUUCUUGGUCAGGUUGCAAGGAGCCAAGCGUGGCGAGCACAGGGGCACGACAUCUUCUCAUGUUUACAAGCUGACCCGUUUCGCGAUGGAUGUGCUUCGUGCGAUUCUCAACAAGUUCAGUGUGUUGAUGACGGCUUCCAACUUGUCCGGUUUCAUUCCCAUCAUUGGUGAUGCCAUCGUCCAAGCACAGGAAGAAGUCAAGGUUUCUGCUCUCCGGUUGUUGUCCACCAUCAUCAAGCUUCCGCUGCCAGAGAUUGACGAGAACUCGCACGUAUAUUUCACUGAAGCAGUCAAGCUUGUGAAAGAGUCUCCUAGCACCAACUCCGAAGCCGCGCAGGCUUCUUUGAAGUUGAUCUCCACCAUGCUGCGUGAACGGAAGAACACCAAGCUCCGUGAUGGUCAUCUUGCUUACCUGCUCAAGCGCUUGACUUCCGACAUUGAAGAGCCGGAUCGCCAAGGUGUGACUUUCAACUUCAUUCGCGCCGUCAUGUCUCGCAAGCUCGUUGUGCCCGAAAUGUACGAGCUGAUGGAUCACAUCGCCACCAUGAUGGUGACCAACCAGACUCGAUCUGCCCGGGAUCUCGCCCGAGGCACCUACGUUCACUUCCUGAUCGAGUACCCGCAGGCCAAGAGUCGCUGGACCAAACAGCUCGCUUUCUUCGCCAAGAACCUGGAUUACGAGCACCAGUCGGGACGACAGUCGGUCAUGGAAGCCAUACACACGCUUCUUUCAAAGACUGGACAGGAGUUGGCUCAGGAUAUCAUCAGCACCUUCUUCCUACCUGUUGUCCUUGCUAUGGCGAAUGAUGAGUCGCCAGAGUGCCGCGAGUUGGCCGGCACAUUGCUAGGAGACAACAUGGCUCUCUGCAGCAUUGGAUUGCAGGCCAUGCGGAUUUACUUUGAUGCCGAGCAGCCUGGGCAAGAUAAAGAGGCCCGCUUUGUUGUUGAAAUCCUCCCCGAUCUGAUGCAGCCCGUCCUUGAUGACCACGAGAACGGCAACUGGGAAGCGCUCUACUUCGCCUUGCAGCUCUUCACGAAGCUUUGCAAGACGGCUUCCACUCUCGCAUUGAGCCCUGAAUGCGCCUCCAUCUGGACGUCGGUUCAAGAGUCUUUGUUCUUCCCUCACGCCUGGGUGAAGACCUGUGCCGCAAACCUCGUGGGCUUGUGGCUGGCUGAUCUGGCCAAGACGAAUGCCGCCGCUGGUUAUGCCUCCUUGCCUCUGGCUGGCAGCUCCGGUCUUGUCCUGGACAAGCCGGCCAUGCUGCAGCUUCUUCGUGCCGGUCUCCGCAGUCUGCGUACACCAGGCAUCUCCGAGGAACUCGCGAUGCAAAGUGUGCGCAACGUUGUUUUCCUUGGCCGCUGCUGUUCUCAAAAUGGGCUGGAACUUCCCAAGCUGGCAGGCGGGGAUGUCGUAUCAGAAUCUGAAGACGAGGAUGAGGCUAGUGGCAGUGAAGCCGAAGAGGAAACCGAAGUAGUCAAGGUGGAACGCAACAGAUCUGCCAUUCACUACGUCUUUAAGCAGAUUUCCUCCCUGCUGCGUCGCGAAACUAUCUCCGGCCGAGCAAAUGCGCUUAUCCCCAAAACAGCUGCUAUCACGCUCCUUGCUGCGCUCAUUCGCCAUGUCGAGGUUGACCAGAUCCACGAGACUUUCCAGAAUACUUACAAAUCUCUCGUCUCCAACUGUCACGAGGUCUUGGAUUUACUACAAAAGAAACUCGGCACCACCGAGUACGUGGAUCAGAUCUCUCGUGUUCAGGCGGCUAUCAAGGAACGCCGCGAAGGACGACGGGCUAAGCGUCGCAUUGAUGCUGUUGCCGACCCGGAGAAGUACGGACGUGAAAAGAUGAAGAAGAACGAACGGAAGAGAGAGAAGCGCCGUGAGAAGGGCUUGGAGCACCGUGGAAAGAGACGCGGUUGGUAG
Penicillium bovifimosum is the source of this 7719-nucleotide messenger RNA. RefSeq lists its product as uncharacterized. Lineage: Eukaryota; Fungi; Ascomycota; Eurotiomycetes; Eurotiales; Aspergillaceae. Bases 1 to 7719 code for a protein of 2572 amino acids. Gene Ontology annotation, cellular component: 90S preribosome; small-subunit processome; nucleolus. The transcript is spliced from 3 exons. The record is from RefSeq and is a predicted model, not a curated record.